Opisthorchis viverrini is the source of this 534-nucleotide messenger RNA. RefSeq lists its product as hypothetical. The record is from RefSeq and is a predicted model, not a curated record. NCBI's taxonomy places the organism in Eukaryota, Metazoa, Platyhelminthes, Trematoda, Opisthorchiida, Opisthorchiidae. The coding region runs from base 1 to 534 and encodes 177 amino acids. The transcript is spliced from 2 exons.
AUGGAAUUUCACGCAGUGUCUAUAUUUUUCCCGAAGGUUUUCCUCAGAUGGCUCAAGUGGUUAGAGCGCGAAUUUACUGACCGGAAGGUCCGUGGUUCGAACCCGACCUCUGCCUCUGGACUUCCCCUCUCUAGGCUUGGGCAACCUGACACUAUCCCAACCCUCGUGGUUCCUUCGGGUGGCAUGGCAGCUAGGCACCGAAAGAGCGCUACAGCUGAACGAUUUUUUUCCUCAGAAAGUGGUACGACAAUUGAAGACGGGCAUUGUGCUCAUUUUGCUAGGCAGACUGUCGGACGAAACGAAAACAAUUUCGAGGGCAGACGUAGUAUUGUCGCGACAAGACUCGCAGAUCAGGUACAAAGUGUCCAUCAUACUGGGUAUGGUGUGGGAUUCAAUGGCAAGAAUGUAUACCCUACGCCAUGCACCAAGCAUGAAAGUACCGCAAGUACGCAGAGAACCCACAAUGACAGCAAACACAAGUCACCGACUGUGACAUUCGGAAGUCCCAGUCCAACAACAGCCUUGGCGGAUUGA